This is a messenger RNA of Anastrepha obliqua, 825 nucleotides long. RefSeq lists its product as uncharacterized. The record is from RefSeq and is a predicted model, not a curated record. NCBI's taxonomy places the organism in Eukaryota, Metazoa, Arthropoda, Insecta, Diptera, Tephritidae. The transcript has 2 exons. Bases 1 to 825 code for a protein of 274 amino acids.
AUGGCUUUCCGUUUUACGUCCUUAAUCGCGUUCGGUUGUUUGCUGCUCGUUGCCGCUACGCCAAUCAAUGCUGCCGCCAUUGAUAAUUCUGUGGCUGAGCCACGUAUUCGCAAUACGGAUGAGCUGUUGACCACCAUUGUGGAUAAGUGUUUCCAUGCUAAUGGACUGCAUUGCCUUAAAGAGAAAGUGUUGACCUAUUUGGAUGGUGUGGCCGGUGUUGAGGAUGAUAUUAGUGGACGUGCUUUCAGCGAGGAUGUCAUCGAUAAGGUGAUCGUUGAUCGUGUUUCCAGAAUCUUGAACAACAAUGAAUUCCGCCUACGCUUGCCUGAAACCGGAUUCGGCAGCUCAGUGGUUAGCUACAGUGCCGCUCGUGGUUUUGAUGUCGAAGUACCUGAGACUGGAGCUCGCGGUGAAAAGAAGAAGGACAAAUUGAUCCUCCCUCUGUUGCUGUUAAUGAAAUUGAAAUUGAAGGUCGUCCUGCCAAUCCUUAUGGGCUUGAUUGGACUCAAAGCAUUCAAGGCUUUGAUUUUGUCGAAAAUCGCCAUCAAAUUGGUACUUGGCUUCCUCAUCUACAACUUGAUCACCAAAUUGUCGGGCGCUAAGAUGAUGAUGAUGCCCGCACCCAUGCCAGCGCCUGAAUAUGGUCCACCCAGCACCACUGCCUCCUCAUACGAUCCAAGCAGCUGGGAACCAGCUAGCGGCGGCCCAUAUGCCCGUUGGGACUCACAGAAUCUAGCCUACAGCUCAUAUCAUCCCAGCUCUAGCUCGUACAAUUCCGGCUCCAGCUCAACUGGCUCAUCAUCCAGCUACAGCUCAUCGUCGUAA